GUGCGCACUCGGUGCGCGGGUGGGCGGGGACUGGUCGGCCGCGGGAAGCAGCGCCUGAAGUGCGAGUGUAGGAGCCGGGGCCGGGAGGGGAAGGUCGCCACGAUGAACACCGUCCUGUCGCGCGCGAACUCCCUGUUCGCCUUCUCGCUGAGCGUGAUGGCGGCGCUCACCUUCGGCUGCUUCAUCACCACCGCCUUCAAAGACAGGAGCGUCCCAGUGCGGCUGCACGUCUCGCGGAUCAUGCUAAAAAAUGUAGAAGACUUCACGGGCCCUAGAGAAAGAAGUGACCUGGGCUUCAUCACAUUUGAUAUAACAGCUGAUCUAGAGAAUAUAUUUGAUUGGAAUGUUAAGCAGUUAUUUCUUUAUUUAUCCGCAGAGUAUUCAACAAAAAAUAAUGCUCUGAACCAAGUUGUCCUUUGGGACAAAAUUGUUUUGAGAGGUGAUAAUCCGAAGCUACUUUUGAAAGAUAUGAAGACAAAGUAUUUCUUCUUUGAUGAUGGAAAUGGCCUCAAGGGAAACAGGAAUGUCACUCUGACCCUCUCCUGGAACGUUGUACCAAACGCUGGAAUUCUCCCUCUUGUGACAGGAUCCGGACAUGUGUCUGUGCCAUUUCCAGAUACAUACGAAAUAACCAAGAGUUACUAAAUUAUUCUCAAUUUGAAGCUUAUUUUUAUACAUGUUGAAUUGCAUCUCAUCUCUCCCCGGUUUCUUCAUUGAUUUUUUUUUUUUCUUUUUUUUCCUUUUUUGUUUGGAUGUAAGAAAGACUCAGGUCAGAAGAAGCAGUUGAAGUGAAAGGUUCUGAGCUGCUUAAGCUUAGCUUUGUAAACAGACAGAAAAGGCCUCCGAGAGGAGAGUGGUUAUGCAGAACGAGGCAGCUGCAUGGGAAGAAUCGAUCAGCAGUGCAGGGUUGAAACAUGAUUUAUAUUAUCUUACACGAUACAAAAUGAUCAUAAAGGGCUGUUAGACAUUCAGGUGUCAUAAGAAUUCUAAAUUGUAUCUUUUGUGUUCAUGCAAAGCAGUUGUGACUUACUCAUGGGCACUCUCUUAUAUCUCUAAGUGUAUAGUCUAAGUGUAGAUGACUGGAAACUAGAUGAAUGUGGUUCUUUGAAGUCUGGUUUACAAACGAGCAGAGUGGUAUAAUUGUAUCCCAUUUCUUUUACAAGGCCCAAUCAUGCUUGCUUUCCUUAGGUGAGUAGCAGCUUUCUCCAAAUGAAGAGGAAGAACCUGUUUGUAUGCUGUAAAAUCUAGCAGGCUCAUUUUAAAGUUUCAACCCAGCCAAAUGUGUAUCUUUCAGUCUUUUCAGAGUGUUUCUUUGUGUAUCUCUUUAAAAUUUUACCUUUGCCAUGCAAAGUUGAAAACUGUUUGCAUGGAUUCCCUCCUGAAUUGAAUUCGCCCCACUGAACUUGCCUCUUGUGGUUAAGUACGGUUUUCAUAGCUCCAUACUCUCACAGUUGGAACAGUAAGAACAGUUGUCAGUGCUUUCCACCCACAGGUUUCUCUCCUGUGCUGAGUGUUGUCUUGAGUGAUCCUAAUGAGGUAGAGAGUACAAAUGUUAGCGCUUUGCAGGUGAAGAAACUGAAACCCAGAAACUUACUGACUAAAAAGCAAGCAGUGGACUUGUUUUAUACCUCAGUUUACACAUUGGUCACAUUCAUAUAGUUUUAUUGUAGUUCGUUACUCUCAUUUUCCUUCUGGGAAUGAGAGAGUUCGAAACUAAUUUUCUAGCAGCCAACAACUUACACAGUGAUAUCUUUGUGUGUAUUCAUUUUUACCCAUAUUAAAAUAACUACAUAGGUUUGUAAAAUAAUUUAGAGAUUAAAUAUGUUGUAUAUGAUUGAGUAUGUAAUUAUAUUUGACAUGAAAUUUAUUUUCCUCAUUGAUACUCUCAGAAUUAGCAUCUGCAUAUUGGCUACUCUUAAAUGCAAGAGUAGACACUACACACAUUCUAAAGUAACCUAAAAGGGCUGUUUACUAGCAAUAGCAUAAAUUAGCAUUUGUUCUGUUUACCUCAUGUGCUUAGUGACAUUCAUCAAACAGCUCUUGUAUGUGGUGGUACAGUUCUUACAAAUGCAUGUGCUUGAGGUUUUCUUACCAGCAGAAGGGUCAGAGGCGCACCUUGAAAUUGGCACUAGCACGUUCCUUAAACAUUUUGGGGUCUCUGUUUCUUUGUCUAUAAAAGGAUCCUUUACUAGGAUAGAAAGUUGUGAUAUGUUUUCUGUUCAGCAGAUUGCGAACAGGAAACCACCUUAGUGAUCUGAAGUCAGAACAGUGAUGGAAAGAUUAACAGAGUUCAUAAGGAUCUGAGCUUCUGCUACAGUUUAUACCUACAAAAGUGAGCUUUAUACAUCGAUGAGAUACUAGAUGUGUAAAGUCUGCAAGUGUCAAAGUUAGAGGAUCUGGGUGUGUCCUAGCUAAGGAAGCCUUCACAAGCCUAGGGCAUUAAAGCCACACAUCAGUUCAGUUAACAGUUCACUAUACCUUUGUGCUGAGUGGAUCUGUUGGUUGAGCACAGACUAUCUAGCACUGACAUUUAUGUAUCUGAAAAGCCCAAUUCAGGAGUUUGGAAAGGAAAGCCCAAUAUGGCAAAUGGCCUUGGUUUUUAGCAGACUAAGGGAGCAGCUUCUCCGGCACGCCACUAGCCCUGUCUCUCAGGAACUCCAUUGCGUGCGUGCACGGCUUUAUCAGUCUGUGAUGGUGCUGUAACGUGCAAAGUUCUUAUGUGUGAUAAGCAUCUCUGGUCUCAGUGUUUUAGAGAAGACUCAGUGCUUCAGUGGCUGAGCCCAGAGGUGAUUCUAUGAAAAGAAUGCAAGAAUGUUAGUAAAGAGGUUGCGGUUAGAAAUGAACUUGAAACUGUAGCACUCGGCGCAUCCCUCUCAGUCUUAACUAGACAUCUUAACUGUGUGCUUUGUGUCUGGCCCUAUUGCAUUUACUGUCCUCAUGCUGAAAGGAAAGCAACAGCUUCAGAAAGUGUUGAAAAUAGAAUAGGAAAACAGGCUGGGGCGAAUUCCUUUGCUGGUAAUUGUUUUACAGCUCUUCAGUGGUCUUUCUGGCCAGUUAUUCCUGUGAAGAAUUGGACUUUAAGGAGCUAAAGCUUUGAAUGGGGGCUGGUGCAGGGGCCUGGUAGUGGCGAGUCUGCUUUCUGAUACUUUGACCUCGGAGCUGUGACCUUUGAUUGUAGCAGACAUCUAUUUCAAAAGCUUCCCUUGCUUUCAGUCACAAGCCUGUGUACCUUACUGCGAGACUGCCAAUGGUUCAAAGAUGUAUGUUUGAAAAAGUUCUUUCAUAGUUUUUAUGAAAUUUGGGAAGUUGUUUACUUAAACAAAUGCACAAGAAAAUAAUUCAUGAAAAAUACUGAAUAUAUAUGUGCAAAAAUUUUCUUAACUACAAUAAAUAUUCAACAUUUUUCUAAUAAAGAUUUUUUUUUUCUGAGUAAAAAUAUGCAUUUUAAAGAC
Messenger RNA from Mus caroli (Ryukyu mouse), 3452 nucleotides. RefSeq names its product signal peptidase complex subunit 3 (gene Spcs3). Gene Ontology annotation, biological process: protein targeting to ER. The record is from RefSeq and is a predicted model, not a curated record. Lineage: Eukaryota; Metazoa; Chordata; Mammalia; Rodentia; Muridae. Gene Ontology annotation, cellular component: membrane; signal peptidase complex.